This is a messenger RNA of Phanerochaete carnosa HHB-10118-sp, 2106 nucleotides long. RefSeq lists its product as uncharacterized. The transcript is spliced from 11 exons. Lineage: Eukaryota; Fungi; Basidiomycota; Agaricomycetes; Polyporales; Phanerochaetaceae. The record is from RefSeq and is a predicted model, not a curated record. Gene Ontology annotation, cellular component: Golgi membrane. Gene Ontology annotation, biological process: intracellular protein transport; vesicle-mediated transport. The coding region runs from base 60 to 1988 and encodes 642 amino acids.
GCCGCCCUAAACUUGGCAUCUACCGCAGCUGUCCACCCAGGAGUUGUCUGCCCCACACCAUGGAUAUCAUAAAGGCUGUCGAGACCUACAUCACCAAGAUGAUGUCCGAGCCGACCGCCAUGAAGGUACUACUGCUCGAUACGCAUACAACCCCCAUAGUCUCGCUGGCGUCUACACAAUCCACGCUGCUGUCACACCAGGUCUAUCUGACAGACCGGAUAGACAACAAGAAGCGCGAUCGCAUGGCACACAUGAAGUGUGUAUGUUUCUUGCAGCCGAGCGAGGAGAGUCUAGAGGCCUUAGAGAGCGAACUUAAGGAACCGAAAUACGGCGAAUACUACCUGUACUUCAGCAACAUCCUCAGCAAGACCGCCAUCGAGCGCCUUGCGGACGUAGACGAAUAUGAGGUUGUGAGGGAAGUGCAGGAAUAUUUUGCAGAUUACGCACCGAUACUGCCGUCGCUCUUCUCACUAAAUCACACUCCGACCUCGUCAAGGCCUUUGUAUGGGGCCUCUCCUAAUUCAUGGGACCAGAAGGCACUCGAUCGCUCGGUACAAGGGCUCCUUGCUGUUCUACUGAGUCUGAAGAAAAAGCCAGUCAUACGAUACGAGAAGUCAAGUCCAAUGGCCAAGAAGCUGGGCGUGGAGGUUCAACACCGCAUACAGGCAGAAUCGUCACUGUUUGACUUCCGUGGGACCCAAGUGCCGCCGCUCUUGCUAAUCCUCGACAGAAGGAAUGACCCCGUCACGCCUCUGCUUUCCCAGUGGACGUACCAGGCCAUGGUACAUGAACUGCUUGGUAUCCAGAACGGUCGUGUCGACCUAAGCCUCGUUCCAGACAUUCGACCCGAGCUGAAGGAAGUCACGCUGACACCAUCAACCGAUCCAUUCUUUCUCGAGAACCACCUUGCAACUUUCGGCGACCUUGGCACGACGCUCAAGCAAUACGUACAGUCCUACCAGUCGAGGUCACUUGCCCAGGGCGCGUCAUCAAUAAAUUCAAUCAACGACAUGAAGCGGUUUGUGGAGGAGUAUCCUGAGUUCCGUCGUGUUGGCGCGAACGUCAGUAAGCAUGUUGCCAUGGUCGGUGAACUUAGCCGCAUCGUCGAACGUGACCGGCUAUUGGAGAUUGGUGAGGUUGAGCAGGGGUUGGCUACUGGUUCUGGCGCAGACCUGAAGAGUGUGCAAACACUGAUUAUGAAUGCGGCAGUCCCAGCUUGGAACAAGCUGAGGCUCGUGAUGUUGUACGGCCUCCGGUACCAGAAGUCACAGGCCAGCAAUGUAGCUUCUCUCAUUAAUCUGGCACUUGAGAACGGCGUACAACGUGAAGAUGCGCGACUCGUCUACGUGCUUCUAAACAUCGCAGGCUCCGACCAACGACAAGACGAUCUUUUCUCGGCAGAGUCCCUUCUCGCCAAGGGUCGUUCUGCAUUAAAGGGGUUGAAGGGCGUUGAGAAUGUGUAUAUGCAGCACGCACCUCAUCUUGCUCAGACACUUGAAAGUCUCCUAAAGGGUCGCUUACGCGACACCAGCUUCCCGUUUCUCGAGGGUGCUGGCCCAAACGCCGGUCUACAACGACCUCAGGACGUGAUCGUGUUUAUGAUUGGUGGGACGACCUAUGAAGAAGCUCGGACCGUCGGACUCCUUAAUCAAGAGUCUGCCUCGAGUGGGUCAUAUGCAGCCGGCACGCGAUUGUUACUCGGCGGAACGGCAGUGCAUAAUUCAUCAAGUUUCGUGGAAAUGAUGCGUUCUGCUGCUGUGAACUGGCCUUCGACUGUCUUUGACCCGCCACCAGAGUCCCCAUCAAAUAUGCCUUUGCUUAAUCUGAAUCUCGGGGGCGUCAAUGUCAGCCUCGGGGGUCGAACGGGCACAGGUGUAUAUCGCACGUCAGGCGAGGGCGUCAGUGUGCAGACGGACGGCAUCCGAGACGGUGUGAAGAACUUGAUUGGCAAGGUGAAGCAGGGCGUGGAUCGCAUAGCUGCCCAAUGAGCGUUUGGAUUGAGCUUGGGACUGACUCGGCGUUGGUUUGUAUUCGUGUAUGGCCUGCUGGGGCUUCUAUUGUAUACAUCCUCGAGCUGCGCCCACCACAGCUCUGGCAAACACAUAC